This is a messenger RNA of Bursaphelenchus xylophilus (pine wood nematode), 1376 nucleotides long. NCBI's taxonomy places the organism in Eukaryota, Metazoa, Nematoda, Chromadorea, Rhabditida, Aphelenchoididae. The record is from the annotation of a GenBank genome assembly.
AUGUCCAUUGUGCGUGUCUUCGCCCGUCAAAUCUACGACUCUCGUGGUAACCCCACAGUUGAGGUCGAUCUUACUACCGAUAAGGGCGUGUUUCGUGCCGCAGUUCCAUCCGGUGCUUCUACUGGAAUUCAUGAAGCUUUGGAAUUACGUGACAAAGACAAGGCCGUUCACCAUGGGAAGGGUGUCCUGAAGGCCGUUUCCAACAUUAAUGAGAAGAUUGGCCCUGCUCUUGUGGCCAAGGGUAUUCCCGUCACCGAACAGGCUGCCAUUGAUAGGUUUAUCAUCGAAUUGGAUGGAACCGAAAACAAAUGUAAGUCGAGUUUUUUUAACGACAGUGCCUGUUUUAGCCAACUUUGGAGCCAACGCAAUCCUUGGAGUCUCUCUAGCUGUCGCCAAGGCCGGUGCCGUCCACAAGGGUCUCCCUCUUUACAAGUACAUCGCUGAACUUUCUGGAAUCAAAAAAGUCAUCCUCCCAGUCCCGGCGUUCAAUGUUAUCAAUGGGGGCUCUCAUGCCGGAAACAAGCUAGCCAUGCAAGAGUUCAUGAUCCUCCCAACUGGUGCUUCUACCUUCAAGGAAGCCAUGAGAAUGGGAUCUGAGAUUUACCAUCAUUUGAAGUCUGAGAUCAAGAAGCGUUACGGUCUGGAUGCAACUGCUGUAGGGGAUGAGGGAGGUUUUGCUCCCAACAUUUUGGACAACAAGGAGGGUUUGGAUCUUCUUAAGACUGCUAUUGAUCUUGCUGGAUACUCUGGCAAGGUCACUAUUGGGAUGGAUGUGGCAGCCAGUGAGUUCUACAAAGAUGGAAAAUACGAUCUCGACUUCAAAAAUCCCAACUCUGAUCCAUCAAAGUGGAUUUCUGGUGACGAAUUAGGACAACUUUACCAGGAUUUUAUCAAGGAAUAUCCAGUUGUCUCCAUUGAAGAUGCCUUCGAACAAGACGAUUGGGCUAACUGGACCAAAUUCCAAGCUUCAACUUCCAUCCAAUUGGUCGGUGAUGAUCUCACUGUCACGAAUCCUAAGCGCAUCAAGGAUGCUGUUGAGAAGAAGGCUUGCAAUUGCCUGCUUUUGAAGGUUUGUAAAUUCUUAUAUGUGAUCAUUUUCUUAGGUUAACCAAAUUGGAUCUGUAACCGAAUCGAUCGAGGCGGCCCGCCUGUCCCGCGAGAAUGGAUGGGGAGUGAUGGUCUCUCACAGAUCCGGAGAAACCGAGGACACUUUUAUCGCCGAUCUGGUUGUUGGUUUGGCCACUGGGCAAAUUAAGACUGGUGCCCCAUGCCGUUCCGAGCGCUUGGCCAAGUAUAAUCAGCUUCUGAGAAUUGAAGAAGAAUUGGGCCCUGAGGCUGUCUAUGCCGGAGAGAAGUUCCGCAAUCCUCAGGCUUAG